GGUUUGAUUUUUACAAAGAACAAACGGAUGUCAAAACUGUACCAAAAAAUUAUAAAGAAAUAGGUAAAACAGGUAAAACAUGGAAGGAAAUCGAAAAACGUAAAGAUGAAAUUCCUGAUAAACUAUAUAAAAAAUUACGUGAUACACGUAUAGAUUCUUACGAUUAUCUAGACUUGAAACUAAAAUUAAUCGUUGCAACUUCAUGGGAAAGUUACACUACCAAAUAUAACGAAUCAAGUAUCAGAAAAUUGGAUUUAUCAAAAUCUUUAGAAAAAGAUCUUUUAGAAAUAAGAAAAAAAAGGUUAAAUACUGCAUUAGAAAAAAAAGAUUAUGUUCUGAAUAAUAUAGUUAAAAACCUAACAGAAUGUCAAGAUGAAAAAAUUUACAACUCUUUAUUACAAGAAUGGGAAGAAAAAUCUUUUAUAGUAUUUGAAGAAUUUC
Dentiscutata heterogama is the source of this 441-nucleotide messenger RNA. The record is from the annotation of a GenBank genome assembly. Lineage: Eukaryota; Fungi; Glomeromycota; Glomeromycetes; Diversisporales; Gigasporaceae.